AUGGAUCUCAGCGAGCUGGAGAAGGACAAUACGGGCCGCUGCCGCCUGAGCUCACCUGUGCCCGUGGUGUGCCGCAAGGAGCCCUGCGCCCUGGGCGUGGAUGAGGCGGGCCGGGGCCCGGUGCUUGGCCCCAUGGUCUACGCCGUCUGUUAUUGUCCUCUGUCCCGUCUGGAAGAUCUAAAGGCUCUGAAAGUAGCAGAUUCAAAGACUCUGUCAGAGAACGAGCGGGAACGGCUCUUUGCAAAAAUGGAGGAAGACAGGGAUUUUGUGGGCUGGGCACUGGAUGUGCUGUCUCCAAACCUCAUCUCUACUAGCAUGCUUGGGCGGGUCAAAUACAACUUGAAUUCCCUGUCCCAUGAUACGGCAGCCGGGUUGGUGCAGUAUGCGCUGGAUCAGGGCGUGAAUGUCACCCAGGUAUUCGUGGACACUGUGGGAAUGCCAGAGAAGUACCAAGAGCGGCUGCAGCAGCGCUUUCCUGGGAUUGAGGUGACAGUCAAGGCCAAAGCAGAUGCCCUUUAUCCUGUGGUCAGUGCUGCCAGCAUCUGUGCCAAGGUGGCCCGGGACCAGGCGGUGAAGAACUGGCAGUUUGUGGAGAAGUUGCAAGACUUGGAUACUGAUUAUGGCUCAGGCUACCCCAAUGACCCCAAGACAAAAGCGUGGUUGAAGAAGCAUGUGGAGCCUGUGUUCGGCUUCCCCCAGUUUGUCCGAUUCAGUUGGCGCACAGCCCAGAGCAUCUUGGAGAAGGAGGCAGAAGGUGUCACGUGGGAGGACUCCGAAGCAGAAGAUCAAGAGGGACUCGGCAGGAUCACAUCUUACUUCGUCAGUGAAGGUCCCCGUUCCCGCCUCCCUCACCGAUACUUCCAGGAGCGCAGUCUGGAAUCGGCCACCACCCUCUAA
This is a messenger RNA of Elephantulus edwardii (Cape elephant shrew), 897 nucleotides long. RefSeq names its product ribonuclease H2, subunit A (gene RNASEH2A). Gene Ontology annotation, molecular function: RNA binding; RNA-DNA hybrid ribonuclease activity. Gene Ontology annotation, cellular component: ribonuclease H2 complex. Bases 1 to 897 code for a protein of 298 amino acids. The record is from RefSeq and is a predicted model, not a curated record. Gene Ontology annotation, biological process: mismatch repair; DNA replication, removal of RNA primer. The transcript has 8 exons. NCBI's taxonomy places the organism in Eukaryota, Metazoa, Chordata, Mammalia, Macroscelidea, Macroscelididae.